Gadus morhua (Atlantic cod) is the source of this 3315-nucleotide messenger RNA. RefSeq names its product putative homeodomain transcription factor 1 (gene phtf1). Gene Ontology annotation, cellular component: endoplasmic reticulum. The transcript has 17 exons. NCBI's taxonomy places the organism in Eukaryota, Metazoa, Chordata, Actinopteri, Gadiformes, Gadidae. The coding region runs from base 509 to 2581 and encodes 690 amino acids. The record is from RefSeq and is a predicted model, not a curated record.
CCGUGAAUGAAAAAUACUUUACAAUUCAAAUAAAUCUUUGCGCAUCGUGUAUUAAUUUCUGAUAGUCGUAGGGCUUGAUUUUGCAUUCCGCCAACGGUGUGUUUUCCCACAUUGAAUAAAUAGUACGAGGCGUUAUCAGCGCUGUAGUGGGUUUGGGUUAGUGGUUAAAAACACAUCCACUGUUAUGUUUGGGAGCUGGAGUUUCCCGACCUCUCUCACUCCGAUGAGGCGAAGACUGUCGAUGCACAGCGAUCUGUGAUAGUUAGGGUUAGUAGUAUAGUAUAUCUGUGAUAGUAUGAUAACUUGAACGAUCUUCCACUGCGUCUGGAUUGUCAUGUAUGAUGAAGAGGAGGGUUCAUUUAAAUCAAAUGGUGUAAACCGUUUCUGGACAGGACUGAAGUUCCCCUGUUUGGCAUACUGUCAUUGGUCUGGAUUUCCCAACCGCCUUCCUGUGGGUUUCUGUGAAAUGACCUGACAUCGAUGCGCCUUGUUUCAGUGUCAUUUGGCAAUGGCGAGAAUAGCUUGGUAUCAAGAGAAGAUCGGGGCGUACGAUCAGCAAGUAUGGGAGAAAUCUCUGGAGAAGGCUGAGCUUAAUGACAUCGACAGCAAACCAAUGAAGACUGGCCACAUCAAGCCAGAUCUUAUCGAUGUGGAUCUGGUCAGAGGAUCUACGUUCAGCAAGGCCAAGCCAGAGAGCCCCUGGGCGUCUCUGACCCGCAAAGGCCUCGUCCGGGUGCUCCUCUUCCCCUUCUUCUUCCGCUGGUGGACCCAGGUCACCUCCACACACGUCUCCUGGUGCAUCCUGCUGCUCUACUUCAUGCAAGUGGCGGCGGUGGUUCUGUACCUCCAGCUGCCCACGGCCGGGGCCAGUGAUCUGUUGGAGCCCGUGUGUCUGAUGCUGCUUCUGGGGACGGUGCACUGCCAGAUCGUCUCCACAGAGUCCAACCGCACCCUCGCCAACAACAGCCCCGCCUCCACCGCCAGCCCCGCACGCCGGAGGAGGCCGUGGAAGAGCAGAGGAGCCAAGAAGGCGGAGGAGGGGGAGACCGGAGGAGAGGCGGAGCAGAAGGCUCGGCCGACGGAGGACUGCGGGCGGCCGCCCUACAGAGCCGAGAGCAGCAAGAGGAAGUCGGGGUUCCGGGCGUCGGACGAGCUCUCUACGGACGAGGAGGAAGAGGCGAGGGACGCCCAGGCCCCAGCGGCGCCAAGCCUGCCGCCGUCCUCCAGCAGCCUGAGGAAGAGGGGCCCUCACAGGCUCCCCAAAGCCCCCCCCAGACCCCAGGUAGGAGGAGGAGGAGGAGGAGGAGGAGGAAUCGAGGUUACAGUGGCCAAUGAGGGCAAGGCCAAAUCCCGGGAACUGGACCGCCUGAGGCCGCCCCCCGGGGACUCCCGCCUCGCCUCCGACACGGAUGACACCAUGUGGGAGGAGCUUCUGCAGGGGCCUGACUCCGCCUCCAGCGGUAGCAGCGAGGGCGAGGGGCGCCACAACGUGGGCGUGGCGUUCCCGGCCUCCUCCGCCGCGCUGAGCAGCGACGAGGAGAACCUGCAGCAGGGCAUCGCUGGGGGCCAGCUGUCCUGGCUGCAGCCCUGCCACCCGUCCCGUGACCGCGUCAGUGCCAUAUUCUGGGAGAAGGGCGAGUGCAAGAAAGCAGACAUGUCAGUAUUGGAGAUCAGUGGGAUCAUCCUGACACGGGUGAAGGCAGUGGAGCAGGGCAUGGGCUACCUGAUGCUGGGGGGCCUGGUGACGGCCACGCUGGCCCUCCUGCCCUACGCCUUCCGGCUGAGCCAGCAGCUGGACCUGUCCAGUCUGACCCUGCUGACCCCCGCCCGGCUGUGGGGCGCGGCCGCGGGGCCGGCCGACGCCACCGCCUGCGCCUUCUUCCUCAUCGUCACUGUGGAGAAGUUCUGCCUCGCCGGUCUCUUCUUCUUCAUGACGUGCGUGGCGGAGCGGACGUACAGACAGAGGCUGCUCUUUGCCAAGCUGUUCAGCCACCUCACCUCUGCACGCAAGGCUAAGAAGUCUGAGAUCCCCCACUUCAGACUGAAGAAGGUCCAGAACAUCAAGAUGUGGCUCUCUCUACGCUCCUUCCUCAAGAGAAGAGGACCCCAGCGCUCAGUGGAUGUCAUUGUGUCCACCAUCUUCCUCCUGGCUCUUUCCAUUUGCUUCAUCAUCUGUGCCCAGCUGCUGCACAAUUACAAGACCUUCCUGGACUCUGUUCUGAACUGGGAGCUGAUGGUGUGGGCCUUCGCUCUGCUCCUCUUCCUCUUACGCCUUGCCACGCUGGGCUCGGAGACCAACAGCAAGUACAGCAACGCCUCCGUGCUGCUCACCGAGCAGAUUAAUUUGUACCUGAGGAUUGAGAAGAAGCCGGAUAAGAAGGAGGAGCUGGUUCUGGUGAACAACGUGUUGAAGCUGGCCAUGAAGCUGAUGAAGGAGCUGGACACCCCGUUCCGGCUGCUUGGUCUGACGGUUAACCCCCUGAUCUACAACAUCACCAAGGUGGUCAUCCUGUCUGCCGUCUCGGCCGUAGUCAGCGACCGGCUGGGCUUCAACAUCCGACUGUGGAAGAUCAAGUCUUAAGGUGGUCCGCCUGGUGCCGCCCGCCUCACCUGCGUCUGCUCAGAAACCAAAGCUGUGCUGCUACUGACCGUCGGCGAGCCUCCCGCCAAACAUUCCUACCGUGACGACCACUCGCACAACCCCUCUCCCCCCAUGGUCUGCUGUAUGGGACGGCCAUCACAGAGCCCCCCCCCCCUCCCGGCCACUAGUGCCUGACAUUCGGGACCUUAAAUGUCCCCGCGUGUCGGAAGACAUAGAGUGUGUGAAGUUGGGGGUGUGGUGCGUGGGCAGGGCGGUGGUAGGAGGGAUUGUGUUGGUGUGAUGUUUGUGUUGGGGGGCGUCUGUGGAAUGGUAAUCACGCAGUCCUUCUGUAUAUUAUACCACGUGGCAUUGAUACUUCCAUAAGUGUGUUUAACCCGAGUGUAAUAAUGCACACUAGAGAGAGUAGGCUAAGGGUCCAUUAACUCUACCACCACUUUGUAUUAUCUGAAACUAGAAUGAGGUAAUUUAACUAAUUCAAACCUAACUCUAUUUUUUAUUAUUGUCAAUGAUUGGAAUGUGUUGGUUUUAUUUAUUAGGUGUUCAACAUUGUAUAUUAGGUGGAACGGUGGAAAGGUACUUCAAACUGUAUUGUCUUUGUUUCGAUAGCCGGUGUUUCAUCAUAGGCUAUGUAUGUGUUGAAAGUAAAUGAAAGAACCUAUGCAGAUGAUUUCUGUCAAAUUUAUUUUAUUGGAAAUAAAUAAGUGAUUUACGUA